AUGAGCAGCAACAGCCUCAGCAGCAGCGAUGGCAGCUCGCGCGCGGGGUCCGCCUGCUCCCGGCUCAUUGACGUGACCAGCAACGCGGCGCUGCUGCUCACUCCCUGCGCCGCGGCUGCAGCGCCCCCCGCCGCUGAGGUCCAAGAUCAACUCACCAUGAUGAAGAGACAAGUGGAAGAGAGAGCGAAUUUAACUGCUAUCUGUAGUGUUGGAAGAAACAAAGGAAGAACAGAGGCACAAAAGGGAGCUUAUGAUCACGUUCUUCUGGAUAUACCUGUCACUCGAGAACAGACAAAUCACUAUCGGGCUGUGGCUGAAACUGCCCGUAGUGAACUUGCAGCACUUCUGGUAAAGUAUGAAUGUGCCCAGUCAGAGCUUCUAGAUCUCAGAUCCAAAAUGGUCUCUAAAGAAGUCUCAUUGCAAGAGCUGAAGGCUGAAGUGGAAAGCUACAAGGAAAACAAUGCUAGACAAUCCUCUCUACUCCUCUCUUUGCAAAAUCGAGUUCAGGAGAUGGAGGAGGAAUCAGGUGUGCUUGCCACUUCCAAAAAACAGACAGACCUAACAGCACAUGUUUUGCUCCAGGAGAAUUGGGAGUUGAAGGAGAAGAUCCAUAACCAAGAAGCCAAACUGAACAAAUAUUUGAAUGAGUGUGAAGAAAGCAAGAAUCAAGCUUCUAAGAUCAGCUGGAAGCAUGGUGAAUUCUUAGCACAGCUUUCUGGAUUCCUGGACGUAGACAUCAGAGGAAAAGAGGAACCACACAAACAUUUAAUUUCAAAGGUCAAUCAGAUGCAUAAAGAAAAUACAAUGCUAAAAGGGCAGAUUGCCACUCUUGCAGAGGCUAUCAAUGUUCAUGAGAUAGAGUCAAAAGCUAGCAGAGAAACCAUCAUGAGGCUUGUUUCGGAAGUCAGCAAAGAGCAGAAAAAGGCCGUAGCCUACUCCCAAGACACGGACAAGUUUAGCAAGGAUCUGGACAGUGCUUUAACAGCCAAACAGAGUCUAGAGAAGGAGAUCAGAAGCCUCCAAGAUAGGCUGGCUGCUAGCCAGAGGGCUUGGGAAGCCUCAAAGCAGGAACUGCACCACCUGAAGAGAUGUUCCAGUGAGAUGGAUGGGAGUCUGAAAAGCAGCAUAGAUGAGGCCAGGACUGCUCAGAGCCUGCUGAGUGCUUUUAAAGAGCAAGUUGCUACCCUUCUUAGCAACAGUUCUGUAACAGUUACACCCUCUGAGGAGGCUAUCAUGGAGCGAGUUCGAGAACUUGGCCACAGGGAAGAGAGCAAAAAGAUAAUGGUGUCCCAGCUUGAAGCCCAAAUAGCUAAACUGACUGAGCAGCUGGAGAAUCAGACCAGAUUGCACCAGGAGGCUCUGCAAAAGGCCAGGAAAGCAGAAAAACAAUUUGAGACACUCCAGGAUCAAUUGAUGCGUCUGGAUGGGGAGUUGGUGUCUGGAGAUGUGAUGCGAGAUGAUUUGAAGCUUGAGAAACAAAAAUAUCUUAAAUUUCUGGAACAAUUUUCGGAUAAAAUGAAGCUGGACAGCGUUGCAGCUGAGAUUGGGCUCGAUAUGAGUCUGGAUGCGAUUCUGGCCCGUGCAGAGCAGUUGGUCAAACUGGAAAGUGAUGCAGUGAUUGAAAACAAGACUAUGGCACACAACCUACAAAGGAAGUUGAAAGCUCAGAAAGAAAAGCUUGAGAGCAAAGAGCUGCAUAUGAACCUUCUGCGGCAGAAAAUAUCCCAGCUGGAAGAGGAAAAGCAAGUGCGAACAGCCCUGGCUGUGGAGAGAGAUGAGGCCAACCUCACCAUCAGAAAGUUACAGAAGAAGGUGGAGAGGUUACAGAAGGAGCUGGGCUUGGCAAGAGACUCGAACACUGAUCUCAAAGCCAAACUGUCUGACACCAAUGAACUGAAAGUCAAAACUCUAGAACAGACUAGAACCAUUGAGGAACUAAACAAGUCUCAAGGCAAGCUGGAAAAGAUGAAGGAGAAGGCUGAGAAGCAGCUGAUCUGUGUCAAAUCAGAACUACAGUUUACGGAGCAUGAAGCUAAGGAGGAUAAAGAAAGGGCCAGGAGUAUGCUAGAAGCAGUUACCAGUGAACUGAAGGCACUUAAAACAACCCUGGCAGAGGUAUCAAAAAGAGAAAGGCAGCUGGCAGAGUUCCGUGAGGUGGUCUCGCAUAUGUUGGGCCUUAGUGUUACCAGCCUUGCGCUCCCUGACUAUGAAAUCAUCACACGUCUCGAGGGGUUGAUCCAUUCUCAUCAGCACCAUUUUGUUCCCUGUGUCUGCCUCAAAGAUGUGGCAGUGAGGCAAGAUGGACACUCGCAAAGCCACUUACAGCUUCUUCACUGA
Molecule: messenger RNA, 2337 nt
Organism: Emys orbicularis (European pond turtle)
Lineage: Eukaryota; Metazoa; Chordata; Testudines; Emydidae
Gene: CCDC170
Product: coiled-coil domain containing 170
Exons: 13
Coding region: 1-2337 (778 amino acids)
Source: RefSeq, a predicted model, not a curated record